Messenger RNA from Cladocopium goreaui, 672 nucleotides. The record is from the annotation of a GenBank genome assembly. NCBI's taxonomy places the organism in Eukaryota, Dinophyceae, Suessiales, Symbiodiniaceae.
AUGAAUGGUUUGAUGCAGCGUUCAAAGAUCCUCAAUGGCAUUGAGGGAAUGCGGCCGUCCUCUGCGGCUUCCACGGCACCAUCAGUUUGCACGCCUCGGGCCAAAGCAGCCGGAAAAUCCAAGGCAAAAGCCAAAGCAAAGGGGGCCAAAAAGGAACCCCGAGCAGCCAGCGCCAAAGAUGUCAUGGGACGUGUGGAGAAGACACAAAAACUUCUUCAGAAGCAUGGAGUGUUUGACAAGAAGAUCGAGGAGUUAGCAGACCGUGCUCGACACGAUGCAAACCGAUCGCCUUGGCCGGUGCUCCACUUGUCGAGCUGGAUUAAAACCGGGAUGGAGGCUGACCAGUUUGCAGGGUUCUUCCUUCUCAAUGGCUUCAAGUUAGACAACUUGGUACAGGCUGAGGACAACCUAGAGCUUUUUUGGGACAGGCUUCAGAAAUAUCCCAGGGGACUUGGCAAAGGAUCAGAUUGUGCACUGGUGGCUGGCUGGUUGGAAACCAUUCUGACUCCACUAGACCCUGCAACUGUACCUGCAAAAUGUCGUGACAUGGUCGUCGUGGCAAAGUGGGGGAUCAGUGCAACGGGUCAGUUUUUUAGAACCCUGUACCAUGGAGAUUUAUGGCUUUCGCGUAGCGAAGCGCAGACUGCUGUCUCUUCUGGGUUCGACAUGCUU